Molecule: messenger RNA, 645 nt
Organism: Daphnia pulicaria
Lineage: Eukaryota; Metazoa; Arthropoda; Branchiopoda; Diplostraca; Daphniidae
Exons: 3
Coding region: 79-645 (188 amino acids)
Source: RefSeq, a predicted model, not a curated record
UCAAUCUAGCUAGGCAUCCUGGCAUCGACACGAAAUUGUUCCCAUAACGAAAACAUAUUUAUUUAGUUUGCCCAAAAUAUGUUUGUUCUUUUUUAUUUUACCGUUGGUGAACCUGGUAUAGGGACUAGUUCAGUUAAGAGUCCAAUUCUGACAGACGAUGAAAAAGAAGACGUGAUUUCAACAGUACAAGAAAUAUGGGUUAGAGAAAGAACCAAACAAGUGAUCAGGUGGCCCAAAGAUUUCAACUCAGCAAUCUGCGAAAGAGUUUAUGAGAAAAACAAUCUUGUUGAUUGUGAUCACAGACCUGGAGUUGCUGUGGCAAUAUCGAGUAACCAAGAAAACCUGCUUCAACUCAGACAACAGCUCAUUCUUGAUAAAUCUUCAGCAAAGAAGAAUGCAAAUGAGCUACGUGGCACAAAACAGAAGACAAGAAGGAGUCUUGUGUAUCCUGAAGGCGACAACACUCAAGAAGCAUCAUUUCCAGAAGUAGCUAAGAAAAGCAAACCCAACCCUGCAGAAAAACAACUUGCUAAAGUAAAACAUUUGUCUUUAAUGUUUUUACGUGUCAUCCUGCCAUUUUGUGCUCUUUUGAUUGUCACGUGUUUCAAUUCCUCUCAUGCCGCGGAAAUUCUUAAACGUACGUAA